Molecule: messenger RNA, 1296 nt
Organism: Tachysurus vachellii
Lineage: Eukaryota; Metazoa; Chordata; Actinopteri; Siluriformes; Bagridae
Gene: nrn1la
Product: neuritin 1-like a
Exons: 3
Coding region: 117-608 (163 amino acids)
Biological process (GO): neuron projection extension; nervous system development
Cellular component (GO): plasma membrane
Source: RefSeq, a predicted model, not a curated record
GCAGGCGCUGCAGGUGGAGAUCACCGAUCACCUCCGUCACGAAAGCGCGGGAAAAGUCUGCGGUCCGUGGAAACACCGUCUCAGCCCCGCAGCCGGGUUUCUCCUUUCCUUUCAGAAUGACAUCCCUGGGUAGCGUCUGCUUCCUCUUGCCUGUUGCUUUCCACCUUUUGAUGUUGCCAAGCAUCAGCUCUAUGGCUGCUGCUAGAAGGUGCGGCUCCAUCUACAAGGGCUUUGCCCAGUGUCUUCUGGCCUUGGGGGACAGCUUGUCUGUCAGCAGCCAAAAAGAAGAGGACCUGCACGAGAUCGACUCAGUCUGCAGAUCAUGGGACGAAUUCCAUGACUGUGCCAACUUGGCCAUGGCUGGCUGCCCCAACGAAGCCGCUGCUGUGUGGGAGUCCCUGAGACAAGAGUCUAAAAAGAUGCAGUUUGCAGGUAACCUGUACGACAUGUGCUCUAGUCGCAGCCAAUCCGCAGCUGAAACAGGAGCCCAGAGCCCAGAUGAGACCAAUCAAGAGUCGCUGAAAGGAAAAGCCAGUCAUUUAAGCCUAGGCCAAAGCAUCAUUCUCCCCGUUUGCUUGUGUUUACUGUUCCUUUACCUGUGGAUAUAAACCAAGACUUUCUGCUUUAACAGACAUGCACUGGAAUGUAAUGAAUUACCAAAUGGACUGACAUGUGUGAUGUUGACAUUUAACACAUUGAAUUAAUAAUUCUUUUUUUCCCUGUAAAAAGGCAUGCUUUUAAUCAAAAUCUGACACGUACAAUGGCCUCUAUAAUUAUUGUCAUCUCUAUUCAAAUGAGCACAAAGAAAUAUCUAAAACAAAUAGCACAUGCAAUAACUGAUAUGUGGAGCUCAAACUUACAAUGACAUUUUGUCAUUUUUUUUCAAACACAGCAGUGCAGUUUUUCUACAAGAUGUUCUUUGCGAAUUUAUUGGCCAUCGUACAUUUAAUAUUUUAUUAUGCCUACCUUGGAGAGAGUAAAAGCACUAAAAGAAUAAUAACGCAAAAGUCUGAAAAAGAAUAUAAAGUAUAGUUUCACAGCAUGCUGCUUUGAGGGUGACAGAUUUUAUUUCACAUUUUCACAAUCCCAUUAUAUGUCCAAACAGGAGUUAAGGAAACAAUGAAAACUGCAUACAUUUUGCAAGCAAGCUUAAUAAUAACUGUAUACAGCAAAUUGGAUUUAUUUGACAGCAUAUAAUUGUCAGGAUUUUUUUCUUAUCCAGAGCAAUAUGCUUAGUGCUAUUAUGUUUUCCUGCAAAAGAUGUUUAUGAAUAAAAUAUCACAUUUUUAUUACAAA